AUGGAUCAAAGUUUUCUUGAAAGUUGUUUUUCAAAAGAAAUUGUACCAAAAGUACUACUAGAAUUAGGACAACCUGAAACAAUAAGUAUACAAAAAGUAAAGUUAGAUAAUUCCCAAAAUAUUACUGAUGAUUUUUUAAUUGAGGUUAAAGGAUACUCAAUAAAUAAAAAAAGUAAUAUUCUUAAGAUAUAUGGAAUAUCUCAAAAUCCAAAUACAAAAGAGUAUAUUAUGGUUCUCCAAUAUGCAAAGGGAGGCAAUUUUAAUCAUUGGAUAAAUAAAAAUUAUAAAUCUUUUAAUUGGAAAGUUAAAUUAUUAGUAUUACUUAAUAUUAUUAAUGGUCUUAAAGAAAUUCAUCAAAAAAAUUUAGUUUAUCGUGAUUUUCAUACAGGAAAUAUAUUAUUUUUAAAUAAGAUAAACGGUUUUGAUAGUUUAUCAAUUUCAGAUAUGGGAUUAUGUAGAGAAGUUGGUAAUAUAAAUGAAACUAAAAUUUAUGGAAUUAUGCCUUAUGUGGCUCCUGAAGUAAUGAGAGGAAAGCCUUAUACUCAAGCAGCAGAUAUCUACAGUUUUGGUAUGAUAAUGUAUUUUGUAGCAACUAAAAAACAACCUUUUUACAAUCGUAAACAUGAUAAAUCACUUGCAUUAGAUAUUUGUAAUGGAAUUAGACCUGAAAUAAAUGAACCAGAAGCACCAAAAUGUUAUAUUAAUUUAAUGAAAAAGUGUUGGGAUCCAAAUUCUAUUAAUAGACCAAGUACUAUUAAAAUAAAUGAAUUAAUUUUAUUAUUUCAUAAGUCAUAUGAAGAAGAAACUUUUAUUGUAAAAAAUGAAGAAAUUGGAAUGCAAUUUAAGGAAGCAGAAGAAUACAGAAAAGCAAAUCUUUCAUUUACUGAAAAUUAUCAAAUAGCUACUCAUUCACAAGCUAUUUACACAUCUCGAUUACUUAAUCCUUUUACAGAAGAUUUUCUAAAUUAUGAUAAAUCUGAUGAUAUUAAAUUAGUUUAA
Molecule: messenger RNA, 999 nt
Organism: Rhizophagus irregularis DAOM 181602=DAOM 197198
Lineage: Eukaryota; Fungi; Glomeromycota; Glomeromycetes; Glomerales; Glomeraceae
Source: RefSeq, a predicted model, not a curated record